Messenger RNA from Cutaneotrichosporon cavernicola, 456 nucleotides. RefSeq lists its product as uncharacterized. Gene Ontology annotation, molecular function: protein binding. The coding region runs from base 1 to 456 and encodes 151 amino acids. NCBI's taxonomy places the organism in Eukaryota, Fungi, Basidiomycota, Tremellomycetes, Trichosporonales, Trichosporonaceae. The record is from RefSeq and is a predicted model, not a curated record. The transcript is spliced from 6 exons.
AUGACCACUCAAAUGUCGCAGACAGCGACUCCACCAGCUACCGUGCCCGAGUCGACAACUCCAAAGAUCCAUCUCCGCGUCCUCAUCAUCUCUGGGAAAUACCACAUCUUUUCGUUCGACCCGGAGACGACUGUUGGCCGCGCCAAAGAGCUCAUCUGGAGCAUGUGGCCUUCUGAGUGGACCGAACCCGCCCAGCCCCCAGCCCCGUCGUGGAUGAAAGUCCUCUACUCUGGUCGUGUGUUGGCCGAUGACUCCACGCUACUUUCCAACAACAUCCCCAUCUCGAGCUCCAAUAACAACCCCACUGUCGUUCAUCUCAGUGUACGCUCGUUCAGCGUAGACGAGACAGAAGACGACAAGAAGCACGGCGCCAUCAAGCGCACGACCACGCGCUCGUCCAACCGCCCAGCACACGCAGAGGAGGAGGUCGGUGGCUGCAAGUGCGUCAUUCAGUAA